Ilyonectria robusta is the source of this 2112-nucleotide messenger RNA. RefSeq names its product amidase signature domain-containing protein. NCBI's taxonomy places the organism in Eukaryota, Fungi, Ascomycota, Sordariomycetes, Hypocreales, Nectriaceae. The record is from RefSeq and is a predicted model, not a curated record. The transcript has 11 exons. The coding region runs from base 1 to 2112 and encodes 703 amino acids.
AUGGCCAAGAUAUGUGGGGAAGCCAUUCAAGAGGCAAGUCAGCGCGAGAUGAGCACGGACCAGGUCGGAAGCGUCAUCCGGUCGUCAAGCAUUAGGCAGUUGAAAUCAGAGGUCGACAUUCCCUGUAUUUUCACCAAGACUCUCAACACAAUUGUUGAGUCUCGCUCAAACUCGUCUGUUAGAAAUCCAACAUCUCUACCUCGAAAGUCUACGGGUGGGGGUCGUCGCCCCUACAAACUCACCAUCAUGUCCUUGUUUCAUAUCAAUGGCUCCGGUCCCGACGGCCAGCACAUGGCGAUGCUUGAUGGCAAAUAUCUCAUUGAUCCUCAGCCAUUUCCACUUAUACUUCAAUAUGUCGGAUUGAUUGACGCUCCCAGCAGCCAUGCUCCUACCGAACUACCUCACCCCCUCCAUCUACAAUUCCGCCCAGCAGUUGUAGUUUCGGUCGAAACACACGAGGAUGGUGCCAAAAAUCUGCGGUCGAAGAUGCUUAAAUUUCUCGCCGACACUGAGUUCGAGCGCCAGUUUCUAGGCGUUCUCAUACUGGCCAUUCCGACGGGCGCUGCUUAUCCAUCGUCAUUUUGGAAAAGCAUCAUAUCAGUCCUUGAAGAAUUCCGCUGCUCUUCUGUUUUUGUCUUAUCAACUAGGACAUUUGUUAAUUUCCCUGAAGGUCCGUACUUCACCAAAGAUUAUUGCCUCUACCGUACGUGGAGGCUGUUCCCGGAUGUGUACGAGGCGUUUCAGCUCCCCACUAUCCACGAGGCGAAGUCGGACAAAUUCAAAGCCGUAACCCUCAUGUGCGACGGCAAGCUGAUGGUUCCAGUUCCAUCGAGACUGCACUUCCAGAGGACACAACAGAUACCACUCAACGGCCAGCGCGUGACUGUGAAAGACAUUAUCGACCUGAAGGGCGUUAAAACCACAGGCCAAUCUAGGUCUUUCGAGAAGCUCUAUGGACCUUGCACAGAGACGGCUGCCAUAGUAACGAGACUGGUUGAGCUUGGCGCAGUGAUCGUUGGCAAGACAAAAUGCACCCAGUUUGCCUCAAGCGACCAACCUACCGCCGAUUGGGUUGAUUAUCACUGCCCAUGGAAUCCCCGUGGCGACGGUUAUCUCUCUCCUCGGGGAAGCAGCACCGGAACCUGUGUUGCCAUUGCUGGCUACGACUGGGUGGACGUGGGCAUCGGAUCUGACACGGGUGGGAGCAUACGCGGUCCAGCAUCAGUGAUGGGUCUGUUUGCCCUCAGGCCAAGCCAGGACCCCAAGAAUAUGGACAAAAUCCUCCCCAUCAUUCGGAACAUCGACACACCUGGAGUUGUCUGUCGCAAUGCAGAACUCUUCCAUGAACUCUCUGCGUGUUUAUUCAAGGCACAGACUUCGAGUGUACCGCUUCGGCCAACAAAACUCCUGUACCCUGUUGACUAUUGGAGUCAGUGGCCUGAUAACUCAAUCAAAGACGCUAUGGAGGCGUCAGUAACGAAGCUUGAGAGCUUUCUAGGAAUCAAAAGAUCUGUCAUCAACCUGGCAGACCGAUGGCUAGAAGAUGAUCCAGCAGGGAACGGCUUGGCGCUGAGAUCCUACCUUCAAGAUACCUUCAUGAAUCUACUCUGGAAAGGCUACUACGACCACUUCCUGAAAUUUCGACGAGACUUUGAGUCCAAAUACUUCCAUCCACCAUAUGUCCAUCCAGUCAUCCAAUAUUGCUGGAAGCGCGGUAGCCAGGUCUCAGCUGGCGAUGAGGAAGUUGCGCAACAGCAGAAAGCAGUGUACUCUAAGUGGCUCAGGGAUAAGGUGUUCAGCGGCGACGGCUUUAAUACCAUCAUGGUGUUCCCCUUUGGGGAUCUAGCCCCGUUCUAUCGAGAUGAGUACCGAAAGGCGCCCGACGAUAGGCCAGGCUCUUGCGGCCGGACCCUGAGAGAAGACCACCAAGCAAGUCUAGCAGGAAUUCCAUGCAUCGUGGUGCCAGUCGACCAAGUAUCUCAGCCAUCCAAGGUCACAGGAGGCAGGCAGCUUUUGCCGGUCGCAAUUUCACUCAUGAGCGGUGUUGGUGAGUGCUUCAUCGAAGCUGACAAGAUUGUCGAUGCCUGGGCUUAUACUGCUUUUAGAUACUGA